Lactuca saligna is the source of this 2376-nucleotide messenger RNA. NCBI's taxonomy places the organism in Eukaryota, Viridiplantae, Streptophyta, Magnoliopsida, Asterales, Asteraceae. The record is from the annotation of a GenBank genome assembly.
AUGGUGAGCCCGAAUGCAAAAAGAAAGCUGAAAGGGUGUUUUGUUACCAGGGAAACCCUAUACCGACAACAUGUCGUCGGUAUAGGCCAAGAAGUCCGUAAGAGCUUUCUUGAUCAUCUUUAUGUUGCUCUUCAGUGGCAAGAAAUUGUGACUUUCAAGGACGAUAAGAAUCUCACGAAAUUAAAAAUCAUCAAAGAUGAUCUCUUUGAGUCCAUUGAAGAGUCAAAAUUCCACAUCAUUAUUUUGUCAAAACCCUAUGCAGCUUCCACCUGGCAUGAAGCUAAAGUCAUCAAAAGAAUUGUUCAGAAGAUUUCACUCGAGUUACGUUCCACUAACUUAAAAGCCGAUGAAUACUUAGUAGGCAUGGAGAGCCGGAUAAGAGAUAUAAUUUCCUCUUUGGAAAUGGAUGUUGAAGAUGGUCGUAUGAUAGGUAUCAAAGGGAUUGGAGGCGGUGGGAAGAUGACUUUGGCCACAGCUGUUUUUGACAAAACAUGCUUUCCGUUUGAAGUUAAAAGCAUCGUUGGGAACAUUAGGGAAGUUUCAAAAUCAUCGAUGUUUGGGUUGCAAUCGUUGCAAAAACAAGUGCUUUCCAUUGUGAUAAAGGAUAUAAAUUUCAUCAUAUCGAGUGUUCGUGAUGGGAAAAGCUUAAUGAAAAAGAAUUUGCCGGGUAAGAAGGUUCUACUUGUUCUAGACGAUAUGGAUCACUUAGAUCAGUUGGAGGCAUUAGCUGGUGAGCUUAAUUGGUUCAAGGGAGGAAGUAGAAUAAUUAUUACAACAAGAGAUGAGCAAUUACUCGUUGCCCAUGGAGUGAAAGUGAUUCAUGACGUCACUCUUUUAUCACAGUCUGAUGCAACUCGCGUCUUUAAUAGGUAUGCAUUUGGUAAGGAUAUUCCAAUUAAUAUGUGCAAAGAGCUAUCACUCCAAGUUGUCCAUUAUGUUACGGGUCUUCCCUUAACGAUCAAAGUUUUGGGUUCAUUUCUUUGCGGUAAAGAUGAGCUUGAAUGGAAAGAUGCACCGGAAAGAUUGAAAAAAAUUCCAUUGAAAGAAACCCUUGAAAAAUUGGAACUAAGCUAUACCAUCCUCGAUCAUGAUUACAAGGAUAUAUUCCUAGAUGUUGCAUGCUUACUAGAAGGUUGGCGGAAAGAUGAUGCUAUUAGAGAACUUGAAUGUUGUGAAUUGCAUGCUAGGAUUGGCUUGAGAGUUCUUGAACAAAGAUCUCUCAUAACUAUUACACAUAAUCAGGAGUUAGGCAUGCAUGACCAUAUACAAGAACUAGGCUGGAAUAUGGUUCGUCGGUUGCACCCUACCAAACCCAUAAGACAUAGCCGAUUAUGGAUGCGGGGGGAGAUUGAGGAUGUGUUGACUUAUAAGUCGGUUGCAGCAACAAUAGCUAUAGCAACUCACACACAUCCAUGGCUAGGCAAGCAAGAUUUGACGAUUCUUGAUUGUGGCUUACUGCCGAAUCUGGAGAAGUUAAAUUUUAGUAAUUGUUCCGAUUUGGUUAGACUUAACACACCCCAUGGAUCCCUAAGAAGGCUUGCCCAGUUAGACUUAAAUGGUUGCCAGAGUCUCGACACUGUUUCAUUUAUCAAACAGUUGGAAAUGCUUCAGGUUCUUGAAGACCUCGUUUUCCUAGACUUCAGCCAUUCAAGUUUGACGACCCUUGAUUGUGGCUUAGUUCCGAAUCUCCAGAAGCUAAAUAUUGAAAAAUGUUAUCAAUUGGUAGAACUUCAUGUACCUAUUGGAUGUCUGAGAAGCCUUGUCUACUUAGACAUAGGUGUUGUUUGUUUUUUUGAAGUCAAAAUGUAUGCAGUCUGCGGACCACAUCUGCAAGCAUCUGCGGCAGAAGAGUUGGGGUCACUCCAGGUUCUUAAUAUCCAUGGGUGCAAAAACCUCAAGAGACUUCAAUCAGGCAUAUGUGGUUUACGAAGUCUAAAACACCUUAACCUUGUGGGUAGUGCGAUAGAAGAAGUACCCAAAGAUCUUGGGCAUUUAGAGAGUUUAGAAACUCUAGACUUAAGUUCUACACCUCUCAAGCAUCUUCCUAACAGCAUUUGUAAGUUGAAACAUCUGAAAACUCUACAUCUUGCAAGUUGUAAAGAUCUUAAGAAGUUACCCAAGGAUCUUGGCUUAUUAGAAUCUUUGGAGGAACUAAGUCUACAACAAUGCAAGAUAAGAGAUGUUCCAAUUAGCAUCUGUAAGUUGAAACAUCUCAGAGAGCUUAACCUUCGCUGUUGUGAUCAACUUGAGAGAUUGCCCAAGAAACUACGAGACUUGGAACGUUUAAAAGAGUUAAAUGUAUACGCUACAGGUAUAACUCAUCUUCCGCAGAGCAUUUCUUUAUUGAAAGGUCUGAAAAUCGUUGGAUUUGAAUAA